Molecule: messenger RNA, 1308 nt
Organism: Rhinocladiella mackenziei CBS 650.93
Lineage: Eukaryota; Fungi; Ascomycota; Eurotiomycetes; Chaetothyriales; Herpotrichiellaceae
Product: beta-ketoacyl-acyl-carrier-protein synthase II
Exons: 8
Coding region: 1-1308 (435 amino acids)
Biological process (GO): fatty acid biosynthetic process
Molecular function (GO): 3-oxoacyl-[acyl-carrier-protein] synthase activity
Source: RefSeq, a predicted model, not a curated record
AUGCGCAGAGUGGUGGUGACUGGGUUGGGAGCUGUCACCCCCCUUGGUGUCGGGGUUCGCCGCACAUGGAAUCGACUUCUUCAUGGUGACUGUGGAAUCGUCUCCACUAGACCUCUUGGUGACGAGUUCACGGCCAUUCCAAGUCAAAUAGCUGGUCUUGUGCCUGUUGGCUCCGGCGUUGAGGGAGCCUGGAAAGCCACGGAUCAUGUUACGCCUACAGAAUUAAGGCAAACGGCCAAGUUUGCUCAGUACGGACUCGCUGCCUCAUCCGAGGCUUUGAAAGAUGCCGGCUUUGAGGAUGGAAAGGGCCUUGACGCUGAGAUGACGGGCGUCUGUCUCGGAUCAGGGAUUGGCAACCUCGAAGAACUAUACACCACCGCGGCGGCCUACCACCAGACUAAAAAUUAUCAUAAAAUCCACCCUUUAUUCGUCCCACGUCUCCUCAUCAAUUUGGGCGCCGGCCACAUCUCCAUGCGAUACGGAUUGAAAGGUCCCAACCAUGCCGUCACUACCGCAUGUACCACCGGAGCGCAUUCCCUCGGUGAUGCAUCACGAUUCAUCCAGUCUGGGGAGGCGGAUGUCAUGGUCGCCGGGGGAGCGGAGUCUUGCAUUCACCCACUGGCAAUCGGUGGCUUUGCGAGAUCCCGAAGUCUCGCAACCAAGUUCAACGACGAACCACACUUGUCCUCGAGACCAUUUGACGAUGACAGAGCAGGGUUCGUGAUAAGUGAAGGAGCCGCUUGUGUGGUCCUAGAGGAACUGGAGCACGCGCAGAAAAGAGGAGCGAGAAUAUAUGCCGAAUUAGUAGGUUACGGGAACUCCGCCGAUGCAUAUCAUCUCACCGCUCCACGAGAAGACGGCAGCGGCGCCCUUCUGGCUAUGAAGAAAGCCCUGAAAGUGGCGCAGAUUCCGCCGUCCGCCGUUGACUAUAUCAAUGCCCAUGCCACAUCCACCCCUCUAGGUGAUGCCGCUGAAAAUAAAGCCAUCAAAACCCUCAUGUUGGGAGAGCAUGGCAGGGACACCGCCUCUAAAAUCAACGUCAGUAGCACCAAAGGUGCCGUCGGCCAUCUUCUGGGUGCUGCUGGAGCUAUUGAGGCUCUCUUCAGUAUCUUAGCCAUAUAUGAGAACGUCAUGCCUCCCACUAUAAAUCUCGUGUCGCCUUCCCAAGACUUUGAUUGCAACUACGUCGCCAUCACCGCGCAACAAGCAGAUGUCCAUGUCGCCCUCACCAAUAGCUUUGGAUUCGGCGGUACAAAUGCAAGUCUGUGUUUUAGGAAGUACGACUCACCAAGAUGGAGCGCAUUGUGA